Molecule: messenger RNA, 3229 nt
Organism: Glycine soja
Lineage: Eukaryota; Viridiplantae; Streptophyta; Magnoliopsida; Fabales; Fabaceae
Product: protein argonaute 4-like
Exons: 23
Coding region: 172-2892 (906 amino acids)
Biological process (GO): regulatory ncRNA-mediated post-transcriptional gene silencing
Cellular component (GO): cytoplasm
Molecular function (GO): protein binding; RNA binding
Source: RefSeq, a predicted model, not a curated record
AUUCACUCACUCACUCACUCACUCACUCUCUCUCGCUGCUGCCAUUAUUAAAAGAGUGAAGAGAGAGCGAGUUAUAGAACCAUACUUCAAAUCAUUUUCAUUCCAUUUUCUUCUCUCUGCGCCUUCUUAGGGUUUGGGUUUCUGCUUGUGCUUCUGUCACUCAUUCUGGAGAUGGCUUCUUCGGGGCCAAAUGGAACUGACAACGGGGAUUCGUUGCCUCCCCCGCCUCCUGUUGUCCCAUCAGAUGUUGUACCUGUCAAAGCUGAGCUGGAGAAGAAGAAGGCUUUGCGGCUUCCAAUAGCCAGGCGUGGCCUUGCUUCAAAAGGGACAAAGCUGCAACUUCUCACCAAUCACUACAGGGUGAACGUUGCAAAUACUGACGGGCAUUUUUAUCAGUAUAGUGUUGCUCUUUUUUAUGAUGAUGGACGACCUGUGGAGGGUAAGGGUGUAGGGAGGAAGCUUCUGGACAGGGUGCAUGAGACGUAUGAUUCUGAAUUGAAUGGGAAGGAUUUUGCAUAUGAUGGUGAGAAGACUCUGUUUACUCUUGGGUCUCUUGCUCGCAACAAGCUUGAGUUUACGGUCGUUUUGGAGGAUAUUAUUGCUUCCAGAAACAAUGGAAACUGCAGCCCAGAUGGCAAUGGAGAACUGAAUGAGAGUGACAAAAAGAGGAUGAGGCGCCCUAAUAGAUCCAAGGCAUUUAAAGUUGAGCUUAGCUAUGCUUCAAAGAUUCCAUUGCAGGCCAUUGCCAAUGCUCUACGUGGACAGGAAUCCGAGAAUUAUCAAGAAGCUAUAAGAGUGCUUGAUAUCAUUUUGAGGCAACAUGCUGCUAAGCAAGGCUGUUUGCUUGUGAGGCAAUCGUUCUUCCACAAUGAUCCCAAGAAUUUUGCUGAUGUAGGAGGAGGUGUACUUGGAUGCAGGGGUUUCCAUUCUAGCUUUAGAACUACACAAAGUGGACUGUCUUUGAACAUAGAUGUCUCAACCACGAUGAUAAUUACCCCUGGGCCUGUGGUGGACUUCCUAAUAUCCAAUCAAAAUGUGAGAGACCCCUUUUCACUUGACUGGGCCAAGGCCAAGAGGACAUUAAAAAAUCUGAGGAUUAAAGCGAGCCCAUCUAAUCAAGAAUUCAAAAUAACUGGGAUUAGUGAACUCCCUUGCAAAGAUCAAACGUUUACCUUGAAGAGAAAAGGUGGUGAUGAUGUUGCUGAGGAAGAAGUGACAGUAUAUGAUUAUUUUGUUAAUAUCCGCAAGAUAGAUCUUCGAUAUUCUGGGGAUCUCCCAUGUAUUAACGUUGGAAAGCCAAAAAGGCCAACUUAUAUCCCUCUUGAGCUUUGCUCUUUGGUAUCCCUGCAACGUUAUACAAAAGCACUAUCCACUCUUCAAAGGGCUUCAUUGGUGGAGAAGUCCAGGCAGAAGCCACAGGAGAGGAUGAGGGUUUUGACUGAUGCACUUAAAAGUAGCAAUUAUGGUUCCGAACCAAUGCUACGUAAUUGUGGGAUCUCUAUAAGCCCCAACUUUACUGAAGUUGAGGGUCGGGUUUUACAAGCUCCGCGGUUAAAAUUUGGUAAUGGGGAAGACUUCAAUCCUAGAAAUGGGAGGUGGAACUUCAAUAACAAGAAAAUUGUCAAGCCAACUAAAAUAGAAAGAUGGGCUGUGGUUAACUUCUCUGCACGCUGUGAUACACGAGGGCUUGUGAGGGAUCUCAUUAAGUGUGGUGGAAUGAAAGGAAUUGUGAUAGAUCAGCCAUUUGAUGUGUUUGAAGAAAAUGGUCAGUUUAGGCGUGCACCGCCUGUGGUUCGAGUAGAGAAGAUGUUUGAAUUGGUUCAGUCUAAACUUCCUGGGGCUCCUCAGUUUCUUCUUUGUCUGCUUCCUGAGAGGAAAAAUUCUGAUCUUUAUGGUCCAUGGAAGAAGAAGAAUCUUGCUGAGUUUGGAAUCGUGACUCAGUGUAUAGCUCCGACCAGGGUCAAUGACCAAUAUUUGACUAAUGUUCUGUUGAAAAUCAAUGCUAAGCUUGGUGGCCUGAACUCAAUACUAGGUGUUGAGCAUUCUCCUUCUAUUCCUAUUGUUUCUAGAGCACCAACCAUUAUUAUUGGCAUGGAUGUGUCUCAUGGUUCGCCAGGGCAAACAGAUAUUCCUUCAAUUGCCGCGGUGGUCAGCUCCCGAGAAUGGCCACUAAUAUCAAAGUAUAGGGCUAGCGUCCGUACCCAGUCUCCAAAGAUGGAAAUGAUUGAUAAUUUGUUCAAGAAGGUUUCUGACAAGGAGGAUGAAGGCAUAAUGAGGGAGCUUCUACUUGAUUUCUAUACAAGUUCUGGGAAUAGAAAGCCCGAUAAUAUAAUCAUAUUCAGGGACGGUGUUAGUGAGUCCCAGUUCAAUCAAGUUUUGAACAUUGAACUUGAUCAAAUUAUCGAGGCUUGCAAGUUUUUAGAUGAAAAGUGGAACCCCAAGUUUUUGGUGAUUGUUGCUCAAAAGAACCAUCAUACUAAAUUCUUUCAACCUGGAGCUCCUGACAAUGUUCCUCCUGGAACUGUAAUUGAUAACAAAAUUUGCCAUCCUCGGAAUUAUGAUUUCUAUAUGUGUGCACAUGCUGGAAUGAUUGGUACUAGCAGGCCCACACACUACCAUGUUCUGUUAGACGAGAUUGGCUUUUCACCUGAUGAUCUACAAGAGCUUGUACAUUCAUUAUCAUAUGUGUAUCAGAGGAGCACCACUGCCAUUUCUGUCGUUGCUCCAAUUUGCUAUGCUCAUCUGGCUGCUACUCAGAUGGGUCAGUUUAUGAAAUUUGAAGACAAAUCUGAGACAUCUUCGAGUCAUGGUGGUUCUGGUAUGCCUGCUCCUCCCGUCCCUCAGUUGCCAAGAUUGCAGGAAAAUGUUUCGAGCUCAAUGUUCUUUUGUUGAAGGAUCUGUUGCAGUUCUAGGGAUAGUGAUAACUGAUAACAGUGCUGUUUAUAAGACUUCAUAGGAUAGUUUUUUUGUUUGAACCGUUGACUAUGGGCGCCAUUGGUAGUAGGAAAGGAUUAUUAUACAUGUAAAAAGGCAUUUUGCUUAUGCCUUUACAUGUGUUUAGUCUUUAACUAUUUUGAUACUGUUGCGAGCGAAGUCUUUCGCUAUUUUGAAGAUUGUUAAGGUUUAUGUGAUUCCUAUGGCGCUCUUGAUCAUUUUCUAUUUUAGUUGUGGUUUGCAUGAAUCAAAAGAUUAAAUGGGUAUAUUACUGUUCUUAUUUACGGAUAAAAUC